Molecule: messenger RNA, 1095 nt
Organism: Anopheles coluzzii
Lineage: Eukaryota; Metazoa; Arthropoda; Insecta; Diptera; Culicidae
Product: BTB/POZ domain-containing protein 9-like
Exons: 3
Coding region: 1-1095 (364 amino acids)
Biological process (GO): adult locomotory behavior; circadian behavior; modulation of chemical synaptic transmission
Molecular function (GO): protein binding
Source: RefSeq, a predicted model, not a curated record
AUGAUUAGCACCAGUAUGAUCGAUCAUUCGGAUCAGGUUUUAGUGUGUCUGGGAGAAUUGUGCACAUCGGUUGAUUAUUCCGAUGUAACAUUCCUGGUACAGAACGAGCAGAUUCCAGCGCAUCGUGCAAUUUUAGCAGCUCGGUCCGAGUACUUCCGGGCACUACUGUACGGUGGGCUGAAGGAGAGCAACCAGAGCAAAAUAACGCUUGAUGUCUCUUCGACCGCUUUCAAGCAGCUGCUACGGUACAUCUACACCGGCUCCUCGGAGUUGAAGGACAUGGAGGUGGACGAUAUACUGACCUUGCUCGGAUUAGUCCACCAAUAUGGCAUCACUGCCUUCGUGAAAGCCAUCUCGGACUACCUGUAUGGCGUGUUGACUGUGGCCAACGUGUUUACCAUUGCAGACGAGGCCCGUCUGCUCGAUCUGGCGGAAUUGGCGGAUAAAUGUUACGAAUUUAUGGAUGGAAAUGCGUGUAGCGUAAUCAAACACGAUUCUCUGAGCAAUCUGUCGUUCGACACGCUUGUCAUGGUGCUCGGUCGUGAAAGGUUCAAGCACAUCGAAGAGAUCGAAAUUUUCCAAGCCGUUCACAAACGGUGCCAGAAUAACGAUGUAGCCGAAGGAGAGAAAAAAUUUCUUUAUGAGAAAGUACAAUAUUCAGCGAUACCUCGAAACAAUCUACUGCAAAUAGUGCGACCUACCAGUGUUGUAAAUUCCGAACAUCUGCUGAACAUAAUUUCCAUCCAGGAUGGAAUCGGUCUACAUCCCUAUCAACCACCACCAGGCAAAACAUUGCUGCCAGUCACGGAGCCAGCCAAGUGUACCGUGUGCCGAUCCUACCGGAAGGAAGAAGAACCGUGUACAAAGACAAUGGAAUUCAUCUUUACUGGAAGUGAUCGACCGGUACAGACCGCAAUAUUCUGCAAAGAAAGUCAAUCUUCACGUAUGUUUUCCGGUGAAAUGGAUCUUAAGUUCCUGUUCGCGACCUUCUUCGCCCUGCUGGCGGCGGCCAUGGGACAGACACCGGUCAACUCCGUCGAAUCGGUCGAAUCGGCCGAAUCUGCAGCCUCCAACUCGGCAUCGAACGAAUCGUAA